UAGUGUGUGUAAAAUUUUAAAUUCCUGUACGCGUUCAGCGUCUAAACAAAAUAGCGCUUUUAAGAGAAAAUAAAUGUGAAAUAGGUAUGCAGGAAACCGACGAAAGUCCCAUUGGAAUGCCCCUUAGUCAGGAAGCCAUUACGCAGCGCCUGGCGGCACUUAGUCGUUGGCAGGACGACCAGAAGCGACUGCUACAGGAGCGUCAGAGCAAUCAGCGCGUUUUGCUCGGCUUGGAGCAGCGCAAUAUGUACAAAAUGCUGGGACUGCUGCACCAAGAGACGGAAAACCAGAAUAUCAGUGUUCUGGAGGACUCUCAGUGGGACGAGGACCACUCCGUACAAAUGCCUCGACUUGCGGCGGAGCAGGACGACCAGGAGCUGGAAAUUCCCUUGACCAGUCCCCAGCCGGCCAAGCCCAAACGCCCUUUCCUCCGCCGCGGUGAAGGUCUAAAGCAACGCUUCAAAAUCAAUCCUGAUCAACUGCGUCUGGAGAAUUUGCCGCGCUAUAAGUACGCUAAUGCGCACCCCCAGUUCCGAACUCCCCAGCUGAAGAAGGGUAUCCUUAAAAAGAAAUCACCUCCGGCUUCUUCUCAAGUUCCCAAAGCCCCAGAACAACUUGAUAUUAACGAGCAUCGCUUCCAGCAGGUGCUAAUCAACUCCAAGAACGUCUGCAACUCUACGCCAGAUCUCAAGUCCUCGUACGCCUCCUCAACAACUGCUUCAAGCAUCUCACCCAGAGUUCGUUUUGUAGAGCAAAAAGGGUGGCCCAUGCAACCCAACCAUGCGGAUGAUGAAGCCUCCGCAGAGUCCAACCCCUUGACCGGUGUUUGCUGGGCAAAAGUAUUGGACACUCAAAGCAUUAAGCCACCUCAAAUCCAAAGACGCUCUGCACAAAUCCGAGUGGAAGAUGAUAGCAAUGUAAGCAUCUUCGAGCUACUCGAGCAGAAAGCCACUGAGGGCAACAUUGAUAUGAACUCCAGCUGCAUUCGCACCUUCAUGGCACGCAAGGAUCACCGCCGCGUCUUAGCUGAUGACUCUGAUCACAUUGUAGUAACACAACAGGUGAGGCAGAUGCGGUUGCAACCGCAAGUGGAUAAGGUGAUGGUCCACGAAUUGGAUGAGGAGGAGGAGGACGACGACGAACAACAGUCCAGUGAACAAACUCUGACAACGACACCCAUCCAGGUGGGGAAAACCCAAGUGAGAGUGCGCUUCUCCGACUCUAAUGAUACCCACGAAUAUUCUGAUGCAACCAGUCUUAACGACGGCUCCAAUAUUCAGCUCUUUGAACAGUUCAAGUCGGCUCUUUUUCAGGCUUUGGAGAAGAAGAAGAAGUCAAGUCCCAGUCAGCAGCCAGAAGAACCCUUAACCCAAGAGCUGCAGGAAAAGGCCCAUCUUGUGCGGACUCGUCUCGAAGAACUUGAGACAGAGAUUGCCACCUUUAAGGAACAAAAUACCCAACUUCUUCGUCUCAAGCAGCAACACGAACUAGAGAGGGCCAAGUGCACUCAGGAUCAUAUGGAGGCCAUGGAACGCGUUCACGACGAAAAGAUCCAGGCGGAGAUAUACCUGCACGACGAGCGCAUGAAGAUUGAAGAAGAGCGCCGGAAGUUCGAGCAGCAGAUGCGACUGCAAAAGAGCAAUGCAAAUACCAAAGAAAAGAAGGAGAUAGCAGCCUUAAAGCAGGAAGUGGAGACACUGCAGCUGCAACUUAAGCAAAAGGAGCAGACCCACGUUUCUGCUCAGGCACGACUUCGUGCUCAAUUGCGUGCCAGUGAGAAGGAGCAGCGCAACUACCGCGACGAGAUUGAGCUCUUACACAGAGAAAACAAGCGCUUGGAGCAGGAGCUAAUCAGGAUUGGUCGCGAGAAUAACAGCAAAAUGCUGCAGGAGAUCAACCGAAACAUUGCCCGGCUGGCACCCAAAGUGUUGCCCUCUGCCACCAUGUCGGAUGUACUUGAUGAAAACGGACGACGAACUCAAUCUUUGGAUGGGACAGCUGGUAAGCCUGUAAAGCAACGAGAUCCACCAAACCGUCGUCAGAGCAGCGGCAAUGCUGAAACGAGAAGCCGCAGUCGCUCCCUGGGCAGAAACAAGAAGAAAAUCGAAGCCCUGAAUGAGAGCUUCGCCUCCAGCAGUUCUGAGGCAGUGGAAGAAGACCUGCCACCAGUAACAACUGCCAAAGCUAAAUCCCCGCUGGCUGCUAACUCUAGCAGCGACUUUAAACGGGAAAUAACGAAUGCUGAUGGUAGCAAGGACAUUUGGUAUCCCAAUGGAAAUCUAAAGAAAAUCAGUGCAGAUGGCAUGAGCGUCCGAAUGUUAUACUUUAACAAGGACAUCAAGGAGACUGACAUUAGGGAGGGCACCGUAAAGUAUUACUACGCUGAGACAAACACCUGGCACACCUCUUAUCUGGAUGGGUUGGAAAUUCUCGAGUUUCCCAAUGGACAGACAGAACAUCGUCGGAAGGACGGCACCAUCGAGAUUCACUUUCCUAACAACAGCAUUAAGGUAGUCGAUCCCAGCGAUGCAGAGAAACUAGAGGAGUGGCGUUAUGAGGAUGGAACUCACCUUGUACAGCUUCGAAACGGGGACAAGAUUCUGAAUUUACCCAAUGGUCAAAAGGAGAUUCAUACAAAACUAAACAAGCGAAGGGAAUACCCGGAUGGAACUGUUAAGUUGGUGUAUCCGGAUGGCAGCCAAGAGACUCGUUACUCCAACGGUCGUGUUCGCUUAAAGGACAAAGACGGCAAGCUCAUCAUGGACACAGACUAUGCUAAGUACUAGAGGCGGGUCUCUUGCUUCCAUUGUGAAUUAGUUUUUAAAUAUAUAUAAAAGUUUCUUUGUUUAUUAAACUA
Drosophila eugracilis is the source of this 2857-nucleotide messenger RNA. RefSeq names its product centromere protein J (gene Sas-4). Bases 87 to 2786 code for a protein of 899 amino acids. Gene Ontology annotation, biological process: cilium assembly; centriole elongation. Gene Ontology annotation, cellular component: centrosome; centriole; nucleus. Gene Ontology annotation, molecular function: tubulin binding. The record is from RefSeq and is a predicted model, not a curated record. Lineage: Eukaryota; Metazoa; Arthropoda; Insecta; Diptera; Drosophilidae. The transcript is spliced from 2 exons.